UUAAAAACAAACGAACUAUGCCUCCUGGCAUGCUCCUCGAGCGCCGCGCAUGCGCGAAGGGGUGCGGCUACGGACGUGGCUUCCAAGGUGGCUUCUUUUCCCCCUCAGCAAGCAAUGGCUGCGCCAGCCGCUGAUUCCUCCUCGGGAGGGCCCUCCGCCCUCCAGCCGGCGGGAGAUGCCGGCCGGCCGCCGCUGCAUAUGGCGGCGCUGGUGUUGGCUCGCGGCGGCAGCAAAGGAAUCCCGCUGAAGAACAUUAAGCUCCUGGCCGGGGUCCCUCUGAUUGGUUGGGUGCUGAGGGCAGCCCUCGACUCCGGCGUCUUCCAGAGCGUGUGGGUUUCCACAGACCACGACGAAAUCGAGAAAGUGGCCAAGCAGUUUGGGGCAAAAGUCCACCGGAGAAGCUCGGAAGUGUCGAAAGACUCCUCUACCUCCCUAGAUGCCAUCGUGGAGUUCCUUCAGUAUCACGAUGAGGUUGAUGUCAUAGGAAACAUUCAAGCCACUUCCCCUUGUUUACAUCCCACCGAUCUUACCAGGGUGGCCAAAAUGAUCCGUGAGGAUGGCUUUGAUUCCGUGUUCUCCGUCGUCAGGCGGCAUCAGUUCCGGUGGAGCGAAAUAAAAAAAGGAGUAAGUGAAGUGACAGUACCUCAAAAUCUGAAUCCGGCCAAGCGCCCCCGCCGGCAGGACUGGGAUGGAGAGCUCUAUGAAAACGGGUCUUUCUACUUUGCCAAAAGGCCCCUGAUCGAAAAGGGGUAUUUGCAGGGUGGGAAAAUGGCUUAUUACGAAAUGCGCGCCGAGCAUAGCGUGGAUAUAGAUGUUGACAUUGACUGGCCCAUUGCAGAGCAAAGAGUCCUGCGGUACGGCUACUUUGGUAAAGAGGCCUUGAAAGAGGUGAAGCUGCUGGUUUGUACCAUUGAUGGAUGCCUCACCACGGGCCACAUCUACGUCUCAGGAGACGAGAAGGAGAUUCUUUCCUACGACGUCAGGGAUGCAACUGGAAUCUGCCUGCUUCAGAAGAGAGGUGUCGAGGUGCGGCUGAUCUCCGAGAGGGACUGCUCAUCGAAGACUCUUUCUGCCAUGAACUUGGGAUGCGCUGCGGAAGUCAACGUGGCUGACAAGCUGCCGGUCGUAGAGAAAUGGAGGAAGGAAAUGGGGCUUUGCUGGAAGGAAGUGGCGUAUUUAGGAAAUGAGGAAUCGGAUGUGGAGUGCCUGAAGAAAGCUGGCAUGAGCGCCGUCCCCGCCGACGGCUGCCCUGCUGCCCAGAAAGCCACGGGCUACAUCUGCAAAUGCAACGGUGGCCGUGGCGCGAUCCGGGAGUUUGCAGAGCACAUAUUCCUCCUAAUGGAAAAGGUGAAUUCAGCUGGAAAGAAACUCUGCUGAUAAAAUUCUGAAGCCGCCACCCUUGGGGAAACAGUCUCCUGAUUCAUUUCUUUCAUUCACUCACUGAAUGAUCUUUUCUUCCCUUUUUUUUCUUUUUUUGACAUUUCAAGGAUCCCAAAGGGCAUUCUCGGGAAAUUGUAAAUUGCAUGGAUUUCCAAGCAUUUAAAUCAAAUCAUUAUGUUUCCUGUUGUGGUCCCAUGCUGGCAUAAAAAAGCCAGCCAGAUCAAGCCAAUAUUGCAAUAUAGCUCAACAUCAUGGGUCUUGCUAGAAUGGACCUGUUGUUUUCAAAUGUGAUUUUGGGUGGUUUGGGUUUUUUUAAGGCAAAUGUAGGAUUUUAUCAGUAUCAAAUGCUAUUGUGCUAGGAACGGAUUUGAUGGGAACGAGGAGGGGCUGUUGUUUUCAAAGUUCAGUUCCUUGCAGGGAUAAUAAUAAUUUAUUAUUUAUACUGCACCCAUCUGGCUGGGUUUCCCCAGCCACUGGUUGGGCGGCUCCCAACAGAAUAGGGAGUGGUCUUCUAUGUGAGAAAGGGUCUGCCCUCUCCUGUCUAGUAGGAAUACAGGCGCUCCAUUGUCCCAUCUCUCAAAAAUUGUGCUCCUGCAGCAAGGUUAUGUAUAAGGACUCUCAAGUUUGCAAGAAACUGAAUCCCACCGCUGUUCCAGAUUGUACAUUUGGGGGCCCAUAAUUCAGGGGUGGCAUGCUUUAUAUGUGGAAAGUUCCCGGAUUCAAACCCCGGCAUCUCCAGUUAAUAAGAUCAGGCGAGUGGUAAUGUGAAAGGGCCGUAGACCCUCCAUCAAUAAUCCUGGGCUUGAUGGACACAUAAUCUUCCUACAAAGGCAGCGAUAGGCUGCCCUGGUUCCAUUAGUUGCUGCUCAAGAUGCCAUCUGAUUGGCUAUCUGCUUGACAUUUGCAACCAAAUUUCUGCUACAGAUGCUGCCCAUUCCUACUUGCGGGUCAUAGGCUACACUACCUUUUGAUUCUGGUCUUCAGGUCUGAUGCUCUUUUUCUCCCCCCAUCCCAUCUUAUUGGAGAACCUUUUUUUUUCUGGAGGGUGCAUAUGAUAAUUCUGCCUUCUUUAUAACCCUUCCUAUAUAUUGAUGGAGAGUGGCUUGCAUGCUGAGUAAAAUCUAGGGUCAACACUUCUCCCGAAAAUGCUGAAUUCUGAAUCGGCAAGGGAUGGGUUGGGUUUUUGUUUUGUGUUUAACAUGAGGGGACCAUUCAAACAUUCAGCUCCCUCAGCUGCAGCAAGGCGUAACACAGCCUGAUAAACGUUUUCCGUCCUGUCCUUUUGGGCUGAGUUUAACUGGAGGAUCAGCUCCCCCUGAAAGCACUUAACCGCACAAUGCACCGCACAAUGGGUGUUUCGUUUUAAAGGACGAUAGAGGCAUUUGCUAGCUGCUAUGCACUCGGGCCCAGUAAUCAUGAUCUGGAAGGCUCUGCUUGUUUGCAAGCACCACACACAUAGAGACUUGUAUCCACCCUUGCUUAAUGUUGCCUGGGUCACAUUUAUGCAUGGAUCCAAUAUGCACCGGAUCAUGGGCGUACCCAGGAUCAAAGCUAGGGGGGGCACACCAGACACGCCCCAGACACGCCCCCAGCCAACCGAUUGGCUAGCUGGCAAUGACGUGGCCAGGAUCCCCCCAGGAGACAUGGUCAAUGUCCACCCACCCAACCAGAGAAAAGGGGGCCGUUUACAAGGCAGCACACGGACCCACCCGCGCUUGCACUCCUGUCUCGCCCACUCCUUUAAUGGCAGCAGUGACUAAAACGAGGCAGCAGCUGGACCUGGGCUAACUUCAGCCCACACUCUUUCAAGUCACAGCGAGCACAGCACAGAAAGUGCUGCCCCACAAUGCUCUGCGGCACCUCACUGCCGCUGCUGCCGUUUUGCUUCAGCCAAGCAAGCUGAGGCGGAGCACAGCAGGCAGCGCCCCUGCCUGUCCUCUCCAGCUGCCCUGCUUCGGGGGGGCAGCUGCCCCCCUGCCCCAUGCUGGGUACGCCCAUGCACCGGAUUAAAGCUUCUGCUUUGCAGUCGUCUGCCUUCUCAGAAAUCGCCUUCUGGCAAGGCUGGAUAUAUGGACCUCUGAAACCAAUUCUAAAAACCUAGUGGUUCUCCACAUUCAAAACUGGUCACCUUUCCAGAGGAGUUGAACUGGAAGAAAACCCCACUGUUGUGAGCAAAAUACCAGCAAAUAG
Zootoca vivipara (common lizard) is the source of this 3570-nucleotide messenger RNA. It is a transcript of the gene CMAS, whose product is annotated as cytidine monophosphate N-acetylneuraminic acid synthetase. Gene Ontology annotation, molecular function: N-acylneuraminate cytidylyltransferase activity. The record is from RefSeq and is a predicted model, not a curated record. NCBI's taxonomy places the organism in Eukaryota, Metazoa, Chordata, Lepidosauria, Squamata, Lacertidae.